AUGCCACUUACUGCUGCUUCUACUCUUGCACCAGUUCAUGUAUCAUCACCUGCUCCAACACCAAGAAAGAAGACAGCCGAUGAUGAGGACACCCUUCCUGUUUUGAUCGGUUAUCACAAGUGUUCAAUCUCACUGGACUCUCAGAACACUGAGGACAAGCUUGAAGAGCUUUGCAAGAAGUUUGUCGGUGAAAUUGACCUACCUGAAAAUAUGGUAAAUGUACUAUGGACAUUCUUGCAGGCAUCUCAUCCUGAAUGGCUAGUCUCUAAGCGGUCUCGAGAAGAUGGAAGGAUGGGUUCUAAGCUCAGGGGAAUCCUGAGGUAUCCUCCGAUGAGCUUGCGUCGGCUUGCCUUAGAAGUGCGCUCAAGACAGAGGGACUGGGAGUCACUCUGA
This is a messenger RNA of Suillus fuscotomentosus, 393 nucleotides long. RefSeq lists its product as uncharacterized. NCBI's taxonomy places the organism in Eukaryota, Fungi, Basidiomycota, Agaricomycetes, Boletales, Suillaceae. Bases 1 to 393 code for a protein of 130 amino acids. The record is from RefSeq and is a predicted model, not a curated record. The transcript is spliced from 5 exons.